AUGGAAAGAUUAACCUCAGCAAGCUUUCUUCCACAACUUCUGGCUUUUUUAAUAGUGAUUAGUACUCUCAGCAUUCGGAUAAGAAGCCUUGCAAGUCCAGUCAACCAAGUUUUCCAUUCAAAGGAUGAUUCAGAUAUCCAGAACCAGAUUGUGGCAUUUCUGCUACGGAAAAACAUCAUGCCAGCCCAAGAAGAUGUAGUAGAACUCGAGUUGGCCAGCAAAAUCACAGAGCUGCAAAAGCUUGCAGUCCUAAAAGAGGAGUUAAAUCUAGAAAAGAAGCUGGUGUCUAAUGCAAUAGAAAAAGAGAGAUCUAUGCCCAACAAAAGAGAUGAUGCCUGUUUCUGGAAAUACUGUGUGUGA
Molecule: messenger RNA, 360 nt
Organism: Xyrauchen texanus (razorback sucker)
Lineage: Eukaryota; Metazoa; Chordata; Actinopteri; Cypriniformes; Catostomidae
Gene: uts2d
Product: urotensin 2 domain containing
Exons: 5
Coding region: 1-360 (119 amino acids)
Biological process (GO): regulation of blood pressure; blood vessel diameter maintenance
Cellular component (GO): extracellular region
Molecular function (GO): hormone activity
Source: RefSeq, a predicted model, not a curated record